AUGACCAUUGAUGUUAUGUUGCCUGCGCAUUCCUUGAGCACCUUGAGCAAUGACGACAUUGGCCCACGCGGUGGCAGACGGACUGCCCUCACGGAGUGGACCGAGGAGGAGAAAGCGGAGGAGAUCGCCGUCGGAGUUUUGCCCGCGUGGGUUGUCCACUGUAUGUACACCCCUCCAUUCGAGACACCCCAGCAGGACCCUGCAAGCACCAGCAAGCACCAGCAAGAAGCACCGCCCAGGCACCCGCGUCUGCGCCUGCUUCCAGCAAGGACCCUGCCAAUCCUGCACGCCCUGUCGCCGCAUUUCCUUUUUCGGACGAGCCACUCCUCUCGUUAUGGUCAUUCCACUUGCUAUGUAGGUUGGUACGGUCAUCGGUCGCCCGACAAAGACAAGGUAGCCACAUUCAAGAAGAACCAGCCGAAACGAAAGGCCGAGGUGGAUGCCAUCAACCGUAGUGAUGGUGGUGAUGUGGUGCUGGUUCAGCUGCUGGAGGCCGCUUUCCAGCCUGGCUUCUAG
This is a messenger RNA of Neurospora tetrasperma FGSC 2508, 516 nucleotides long. RefSeq lists its product as uncharacterized. The record is from RefSeq and is a predicted model, not a curated record. Lineage: Eukaryota; Fungi; Ascomycota; Sordariomycetes; Sordariales; Sordariaceae. Bases 1 to 516 code for a protein of 171 amino acids. The transcript is spliced from 5 exons.